Molecule: messenger RNA, 1338 nt
Organism: Daldinia vernicosa
Lineage: Eukaryota; Fungi; Ascomycota; Sordariomycetes; Xylariales; Hypoxylaceae
Exons: 4
Coding region: 152-1171 (339 amino acids)
Cellular component (GO): nucleus
Molecular function (GO): DNA binding
Source: RefSeq, a predicted model, not a curated record
CUUUGCGCGACGACAACUACCGCCUUUACUACCUAAGAUAUCGUCGCGACGGCAACCUAGCCAUCAAUUCAAUAUCGAAUUUGAUCUUAGUAAUUGAGGGACACAAUUCUUAUUUUCUGUCUUCAAAUAACGACCUUUCAACUUCGCAGCCAUGGGAAAGAAGAAGCGCGGUCACCCCGAUGUCGAGGAGCUCCUCUCCCGAGCUUGGUGUUAUUAUUGCGAAAGAGAUUUUGAAGAUCUCAAAUUGUUGAUAUCUCACCAAAAAGCCAAACAUUUCAAGUGUGACCGAUGUGGUCGACGAUUGAAUACAGCUGGAGGUCUUUCGGUUCAUAUGAAUCAGGUGCACAAAGAAACGCUAUCGUCAGUCGAGAACGCAUUACCGAAUCGGCAAGGUCUCGAUGUCGAAAUCUUCGGUAUGGAGGGUAUCCCGGAAGACAUUGUCCAACAACACAACCAGCGAAUUAUUCAGAAUUUCUACCAGGCCCAAGCCGACCGAUACGCCGCUACGGGAAAUCCUCCACCUGGUCAGAACGGGAACGGCCCGGCUAAGAAACUUAAGAUUGAAACUCCAGACGAGAUCAAGAAGCGGCUAGCAGAGCACCGUGCGAGACUUGCCGCUCAGAAAACGGCUAUUGGUGGUGGCAGUGCAGGUCAUACUCCUCGGGAGAGCAGGCCUGACGGUCAAAGUCCUGCGCAGAGCGCGUCCCCAGGCGCAUUUAACUCACCCUUCCCUCCUCCUGGUGGUCAAUACCCAGCAUUUCCCGCACAGCCCGUUCCUGGUUACUCACCCCCUCCGCAAUAUCCCGGCGCAUAUCCUCCACCGAACCUACCGUCGCGGCCCGGUAGUAACCUUCCCGCGCCUCAUGGAUUACCCGCUCGUCCUGGACAGCCCGGCUGGCAAGGAAGUGCUUCCACUAUUGAUGAACUGGUGUCGGGUGCUGCGCAGGAAGGCGAUGAGAUCGACCAGCUGAUCAGGAUGGCCGAAGCUAGAAUCAAGCCUCCGAAGAAACCCGAGACCCCAACAACUGCGGAGCCAGCCGAGGGAGGAGAGAAGAAGUCUAAGAAGGAUAAGGACAAGAAUGUCAAGAUGAUAUAUGACGAUGACCUUAGUCCGGAGGAGCGGAUGGCACAGAUGCCGAGAUACGCAUUCGCUGUCGAAGCUGGAGCUUAGGAUAGUAGGGGAGAGGGGACUUGUAUGAUACGAAACGGCAUGCCUUACGGAUGGUAUCUACGCGCCAAGGUUUAUGAAGCUAAUGGCGCAGAAUAGGCCGCUUGGCCGAGACUGUAGAGUAGGUUUACUAGGUACUAGGAAAAUUGCAGAAAUAUGAAAUAUCCAAA